Molecule: messenger RNA, 1327 nt
Organism: Thalassophryne amazonica
Lineage: Eukaryota; Metazoa; Chordata; Actinopteri; Batrachoidiformes; Batrachoididae
Product: solute carrier family 25 member 44-like
Exons: 4
Coding region: 127-1017 (296 amino acids)
Biological process (GO): branched-chain amino acid catabolic process; transmembrane transport
Cellular component (GO): mitochondrion
Molecular function (GO): branched-chain amino acid transmembrane transporter activity
Source: RefSeq, a predicted model, not a curated record
AAUCGGAACAGGAAGUUUGUUGCGCUAGCGAAUAGCUCGGCGGUAGCUAACUUUUAACGUCAUUUUGCUUAAUAUGAAUAUUGAACGCUGUGAUGUGUCAAUAUUUUAAAUCAGGCGGUGGUAAAAAUGGAAGUCAAGUUGACAUUGAGGACACGAGCUUUUGAAAUAAACAUCUGUACGACCAGUGAUCCAUUUGAUGAGUCAUCUGCAACCACCAGCAGGAUGCAGCAGAAAAGGACCAUCCAGAUCAUUGAGUGGGAGGACCUGGACAAAAAGAAGUUCUACUUGUUCGGUGUGUUUAUGACUAUGACCAUCCGGGCCACCAUCUAUCCAGCCAAUCUCAUCCGCACUCGGCUGCAAGUUCAGAAAGGAAAAACACUCUACAAAGGCACCUUUGAUGCUUUCUUCAAAAUCCUGCGAGUAGAGGGGGUGCAAGGCCUGUAUCGCGGCUUUAUGGUCAACACCUUCACACUUAUCUCAGGCCAGGCUUACAUCACCACCUAUGAGGUGGUGAGGAAAUAUGUUUCCCACUAUUCCCAUGACAAUACGGUCAAGUCGCUGGUGGCCGGCGGCUCGGCCUCUCUGGUUGCUCAGAGUAUUACUGUGCCUAUAGAUGUUGUCUCACAACAGCUGAUGAUGCAAGGCCAAGGCGAGCAUCUCGCCCGCUUUCGGCUACAUUCUAAAACGGAUAAGGGAAAGCCCAAAAGAGUCUUUGGCCAAACCAGGAACAUGAUGGCUCAGAUUUUUGAAGCAGAUGGUUUCCGAGGAUUCUACAGGGGAUAUGUGGCAUCUUUACUCACGUAUAUCCCAAACAGUGCUGUCUGGUGGCCUUUCUAUCACUUCUACGCUGAGCAGCUCUCAAAACUGGCUCCCAGUGACUGCCCUCAUCUGGUUCUGCAAGCUGUGGCUGGACCGCUGGCUGCUGCUACUGCUGCAACUGUCACCAACCCAAUGGAUGUCGUGAGAGCCCGAGUACAGAGGGUAGUCUACCCAACCAAAGUAUAUUCAGAAAAGUAGCCCAUGAUAAGUAUUCACCACCUUGUGCUUUUGCAUGCUUUUAGUGCUUUAGGACAUAAAGAAUGGCUUCAUUAUGUAAACAUGGUUCAGGUUAUGCAGUUGAAUCUCAAAGGGAAAACAAAUCUUGACGCCAAUACUUUUGCAGGUGAAGGAAGUCAAAGGCCUUUAGGGUCCUAAAGGUGAAAUUUGGGCAAGUCCUUGGCCCUCUUCAGUCACUGGGGUCCUCAACACUUGGGUGCUUAAUGCGCUGGAUCAUGCAUAAAGAAACGCGCCACAUGGCCAAAAUGUCAACACUGACACUCCUUCACAA